UUCAGCGCGGUCAGUCGAGCGGAAGUUGAAACGCGGUAACAGUGCGCUUUAGUGCAACGCGUCACGCACAAUAAUUUCCGUUUGCAAUAAAAAUAAUUUCACUUUCCCCGCGCCGCGAGAGUGCGAAGCGAACGCAAUGCAAGUGAAACGCAGCGCGCAACGUGUGCAGAGUGCGCGUCUACCCAACGCGCUAUUGCUAGCGGCAUUUUUGCUGCCGCGCUUCAGCGCGUGUGUUGCUAUAGCCGUAGACACGGCGGACGGUGGCAGCAGUAAGCUGCAGUUCGAGCAGCCAGCCCAGCCGCUGCAGGAUCACACGCAGACGCAUUUUUUGCCAAAUCGCACGGGAAUUGUGCAACUUUUCGAAUGGAAGUUUGCCGAUAUAGCGACGGAGUGCGCACAGUUUUUGGGGCCGCAGGGUUACGCAGGUGUACAGGUUUCGCCGGUCGCGGAGCAUUUGGUUGUGCGCACGAAGUCCAUGCAGCAACCGUGGUGGGAACGCUAUCAACCGCUCUCAUUUCAAAUUGUGUCGCGCUCUGGCGGCGAGGUCGAGUUUCAGCAAAUGACACAAGCUUGUAAUGCCGCCGGUGUGCGCGUCUAUGUCGAUGUGGUGCUCAAUCAUAUGGCAGGCGCUUACAAUCACGCGACAGCCAGCGGUCAACAGUUGCUUGAGGGUUACGCCGGUUCGACUGCCAAUGCCAGCUCAUAUGAGUUUACUGCGUUGCCAUUCACUAGCCGUCACUUUCAUAAACCAUGUACGUUGACAAAUUAUAUGGAUGCUCAUGUGGUGCGCAAUUGCGAGCUGAAUGGUUGGCCCGAUUUGAAUCAUUAUCGUCUGGAUGUACGCGCUAAUUUGACGGAAUUUCUGAAUCGUUUGGUGGACUUAGGUGUAGCGGGGUUUCGUGUGGAUUCGGCGAAAUAUAUUUGGCCGAUUGACAUUAAGCUCCUUUUCCAGGGCGUCAAAAAUCUGAAUAGUGAGGCUUUUGAUUUUCCCGAAACCGCGCGUCCAUUUGUUUACCAAGAUGUCGUAGACUUGGGAGUUGACUCCGUAUCAAAAACGGAGUACUCCAGCUACGGCAUGGUCACGGACUAUUUGUAUGCCGCCGUUUUGGCUAACAUUAUCAAUGGCAGGGCGCCGCUGAGCACACUAAUAAAUUGGGGCCCUGCAAUGGGGUUCCUGCCACAUCAGCAGGCGCUCGUCUUCGUUGACAGUCAUGAUGGACAGCGAGACCGUAACCUUUUGGGCGCUAAUCAGCUGAUCUCCUACAAACAACCAAGGAAAUACAUCAUAGCAACCGCAUUCAUGUUGGCACAUCCAUAUGGACGGGUUAAACGGAUUAUGAGCUCGUAUUACUUUGCUGCACAGAUCCCUGAGCAAGGACCGCCAUUCGAGGAAGGUAAGGAGCCAGAGGCGGAUGCUGAGGCAGAUGCCAGUGUGAUAACAGACGAUGGUGAGGCAGCAGAAGGUAGUGAGGUAGCAGAGGGUAGUGAGGCAGCGGAAGAAAAUGUAGAACCAGCGGAAGGUGACGAACAAGCAGUUGAGGUAGAUGAGAAUGCGGCAGAGGGAGAAAACAAGGCUGCAGAAGUGGAAAGUGAAGCAGCAGAAGUGGAAAACGAUGCGGAAGAAGUGGACACCGUGGUAGUAGAGGGUGAUGAUGAUGCUGCAAAUGUUGUUGCGAGCUCGUCACACAUACGCUCACCGACUUUUGAUGCGGCGAGUGGACGCUGUGAGUAUGCAUCUGGUUGGGUUUGUGAGCAUCGUUGGCCGCCCAUCGUACAAAUGAUACAGUUGGUGAAUACGCUUAGCGAAAUGGAGGAUGGCGUCAUGAAUUUUCAAACGGGCGGUCCGAAUCACAUAGCCUUCUGUCGUGGCAACAAAGCAUUCUUUGUGUUUAAUAGCGAUCUACAGUUGGCUUAUGAUGCCGAUGUUGAGACUUGUCUACCGAGUGGUACGUAUUGUGAUGUGAUUAGUGGUGGACGUGCGGAGAAUGGUGCAUCCAGAGUGGAUUGUGCAGGCAAGCGUGUUACAGUCGGUGCGGAGGGUAGAGCGCAUAUUAUGGUGCCAGCUGUGUUGGGCAUUGAUGAAGAGGGCGCUGCGGUCGGAAGUGAUUAUGAUGAAGCGGAUGUGGAUGCGAAUGAUGCCUACGGAAUCGCAGCUGGUGCGGACGGAGAAUUUGGUGUGCUGGCCAUAUAUGAAGGAUCGAGAUUAGAUAACGAACCGCAGACAGACGACGGUCAAGCAUCGCUGGGUGGAGAUGAAGACAAAACUGUAACUGAAGUCGUAGCAGAUGAUGAAGAGGACUCUGUUGAUGCAGAGAGUGUAACGGAAACAGUGGAUGUGACUAAAGAGGUUGUGUCUGCUGAAGAGCUGGAAGAUGCGGUGGUAGAGAAGAAGAACGCUAAGCUUGAGGAAGUCGCAACCAAUGCUAGCGUUGAAAAUGAGAAUGCAGAAGCGGAGAUACCAGCUGUAGAUACCGCUGCAGCCGACGAAGUAGCUGAGGAACAAGUUAGCGAAGAGGGAGAAGAUGACCAACCAGCAGUUGACGAAGAAGAGCCAACAAUAAAUGGAGACCAAGAGAAGAUGGACGAAGCUGAGGGACAAGUUAGCGAAGAUGGAGAAGAUAAGCUGCCAGCGGUUAACGAAGAAGAACCAGCUGUAGACGGAGACCAAGAGAAGAUGGACGAAGCAGUGACAGAUCCAACUGAGGAAAUAGUAGUCGCCGAUGAUCCUGCAGCAACAGAUGCGAUUAACAGUGAGAAUGCUGUAUCUAGCACAGAGAACACAUCAGAUGAGUUAGUCAUAGAUCCUCAUUUCGAUGAAGGUGCAAGUAAUGAUGAUGAUACAGUGACAGGGGUUGAUACAGCUGCAACAGAAGCGAGUGGAGAUCAAUUUGCUCGUAAUGUAACUGGAAUGCGAGUUGGCUUAGUAAAUAUAGAGAAAGUCGUUAAGGAGCUCGAGAAUAAUGCGGGAGACGAUAAUGGAUCAGGAAUAACGACAGCUGUGAAAGACAUGGCCGAUGGCGUUGCAGAGAAAACUAAGGAGGUCAUUGCCAAGGCCGGCUUCAACAAUAUGGGCGCACGCAGCACACAAAGCAAACAAUUUUGCAGUUUACUGAUACUAAUCAGCAACAUUUUAAUACAUUUGUAGAGCACUUAAAGCGAGCGAUAUGAGAAAAGUGAAUUUUCACUUUAUUUCAUUUAUUUGAUAUUCUUUUAUUUUACAUAUGUAUGUGAGUAUUUGCCAUUUCUACAAGCCAUUUGCACAAAAUAAAUGUAAAAUAAACU
Bactrocera neohumeralis is the source of this 3282-nucleotide messenger RNA. RefSeq lists its product as uncharacterized. The transcript has 6 exons. The record is from RefSeq and is a predicted model, not a curated record. NCBI's taxonomy places the organism in Eukaryota, Metazoa, Arthropoda, Insecta, Diptera, Tephritidae. The coding region runs from base 137 to 3145 and encodes 1002 amino acids. Gene Ontology annotation, molecular function: cation binding; alpha-amylase activity. Gene Ontology annotation, biological process: carbohydrate metabolic process.